Molecule: messenger RNA, 2229 nt
Organism: Mya arenaria
Lineage: Eukaryota; Metazoa; Mollusca; Bivalvia; Myida; Myidae
Exons: 3
Coding region: 82-714 (210 amino acids)
Source: RefSeq, a predicted model, not a curated record
GUGAACCAAAAAAGAGUCAAAACAUUGCCUGUAAAUUUCUUACGUCCUCGAGAUGGUGGUCAAAAGUUGUUCAAGGAGAAAAUGUCCUAUGAACACUUAUACAACAGCAGAGUUGAUCCUAAUUACCCAAUUAGAGGAAAGAGACACGGGUCAUUUGUCUGGGAUCAGAUGUCUUCUGAAGCAACCAAGAAUUUUGUAGACAAGUACAGGGUCAUUUCUGCAGAGGAAGGAGCUAGGCGUCAACAAAUCUCUGAGGCUGAAAACCUUGCAAAUGAAGCUGCAAAUCUCCUUGAAUCUACCCAGCAGGCGUUAAGUGCGAUCCCUGGUCAAGGUCAGGGUCAAGGUCAUGGAAACCAAAAUCAAGGUCAAGGACAAUCAGCCCCUGAUGUGAGCAGUCAGUCUCUUGGUGAAUCCGUUCAAGUAAACAACAACAAUGUACAAGAGGUACCACCUGUCUCUUCAAAGGAAGAAAAUGCUACAAAGUCCAGCAAAGCCUCACCAAAACAGUCCACUACUGCUUCAAAGAAAGGUACUCCAGCCCCUUCAGGUCAAAAUUCACCAAAACGGCCUGGAUCAAGAAAAAAAUCAUCUAAGCGUUGUUCAGGAAAGAAAGAAUCAUCAAGAAAAAGUUCAGUUUCAAAUGAGCAAAAGCCAGUACAAAAGGACGUUCAGAAUAAUGAAGUCACAGACAAUGCAUUUGAUAGAAGUUCAUAGGAUAAUGUCAUGUCCUAUUUAAACAGUAAUUGUUUGUGGAACUUUUUUCUUGUUAUUGUUAUUGGAGUUUAGGUGCUCUUUGGCAUAUUCUCUAAAUGUGUAAAAUGUUCUCCUUUUUGCCUUAUCUGACUGACUUUCUGUGCCUUAAGUUGGAUAAUUAUGCUAUUAUAAAUGUUUUGGUGAACAGUUUUCUUUUAGCUGUCUAUUUUAAUUUUAGAAUUUUCAUUCCUUGUCAAAUAAUUUUCUAUGUUUUGUUAGAUGAACAUGGAUUUUCUGCCUUUAAUGAAAAAGUCACAAACGCAUAUCAGUUCUUCCUCUUGAGAACUGUUAGAUGAACAUGGAUUUUCUGCCUUUAAUGAAAAAGUCACAAACGCAUAUCUGUUCUUCCUCUUGAGAACUGUUAGAUGAACAUGGAUUUUCUGCCUUUUAUGAAAAAGUCACAAACGCAUAUCUGUUCUUCCUCUUGAGAACUGUUAGAUGAACAUGGAUUUUCUGCCUUUAAUGAAAAAGUCACAAACGCAUAUCUGUUCUUCCUCUUGAGAACUGUUAGAUGAACAUGGAUUUUCUGCCUUUAAUGAAAAAGUCACAAACGCAUAUCUGUUCUUCCUCUUGAGAACUGUUAGAUGAACAUGGAUUUUCUGCCUUUAAUGAAAAAGUCACAAACGCAUAUCUGUUCUUCCUCUUGAGAACUGUUAGAUGAACAUGGAUUUUCUGCCUUUUAUGAAAAAGUCACAAACGCAUAUCUGUUCUUCCUCUUGAGAACUGUUAGAUGAACAUGGAUUUUCUGCCUUUAAUGAAAAAGUCACAAACGCAUAUCUGUUCUUCCUCUUGAGAACAAACUGCUUUUUGUUGAUUCUGCUUUAAUUUUCUUCUUUUUACUUUUUCAAAAUUCAAAAAUUAAGCUUAACAAUAAUUUGGUCUUUUGAAACACUUUGUAAUGGCUUUUAAUGGAAAAACCCUGUUUCAAUAAAAUUAAACAUGCAUGCAAAUGUGUGUAGUGACUUCAUAUCAUUCUGUGAGCGUUAUAACUGUUUUCUUUUCAAGCUAUGGGUAUUAUCUACUGCCAUUGGAACCUGUUUGCUUUAUACAUCAUAAGUGUCUUAAACACUAUAUUGAUUAUUUCGUAUUUGUUCACUUGAACACUUGAAAAUACUUUUAUUAUUUGAUACAUCUGUGGUCAUAAGCUAUCUUUUGUUUUUAUUAUUAUGCAUUUUCUUAUAAAACCGAAUUAUAAAAUGUCAAAAAAUCAUGUGCCAAGCUUCAAAAGCAUUUUUCCAUUUAUUGUUGACACAAGUUAUGAAAUUUUACCACAUAAUUUUAAUGACAGUAUUAUUUAUUAAAAAGAAUGAAUUCAUUUUACCUCUAGCAUUAUUACAGAUAAAAGCAUUAGAAAGAUGUUGUGAAAUUCAGCACAAGAAAUAUUACAGUGAAAUGCAUAAAAAACAAGUCACUGGUAUUAUAACAGAGAAAAGCAUUAGAAAAAAGUUACUAUAAUAUUACUGUGAAAUGCAUUAG